CAACCCAUCAUGCAAAACUACAUACAUGUGAUGACUUGCCAACCCGUUCCAGACUCAGGUGGCCUUUCCAAUCCGCCCAAAGACAUCCAAAUCGGGUUCCCCAAGCUGCCCGACAUCGGCAGCCCUACACACGUUGAGAUCCUUCGCCAAUGGCUCCAAGACUGCGAUGAGAACCACGCCAGGUGCUGCUCGGACAACAACCCUGGAUCGUACCCUGCGAGGACGCCAACCAGACUUAUCGACGUCGGCCCAAAGGGGUGGGAGACGGUACGGUUACUCGAGACAGGAUCUUCCCAGCAAGUCGAAGAUCCUAGUAAGCCCGUCAGAUUCGAAUACAUCGCGCUGUCACACCCAUGGGGCGACAGAGCUCUCCACCAACACUUUUGUACCACCCGGGACAACAUCAACGACCACAUGAACCGGAUAUCUGAUGACAGCCUUCCGGCCACCUUCAAGGACGCCAUCAGGAUCGCGCGGGAGCUCAACGUUCGCUACCUUUGGAUAGACUCCUUGUGUAUUGUGCAGGGCGAGGACGGCGAUUUCGAGGACGAGGCCCAGCACAUGGAGACGGUCUUCAGCUCUGCCCUUUGCGUCAUCGCCGCAAAUAGCGCCACUGGAACGUCGGAUGGCUUUUUGAAGCAGAGGCCGGACCGGACGGUAGUUGUGGUCGCGAGGCCCUCGGAAAGUCCGUUCUAUAUCUGCGAAGCCAUCGACGACUUCCAGAGCGACGUGGUGGAGGGCGCGUUGAGCAAAAGGGGCUGGGUCUUGCAAGAGCGAGCCCUCGCGCGGCGGACCAUAUACUUCACCAGCCGGCAGGUAUACUGGGAGUGCGGCGAGGGCAUCCGUUGCGAGACACUAACAAGGAUGAAAAACAGCCAGGCGGCGUUCUUAGGCGAUGCCAGAUUCCCCAACGUGGCCACCGGCUCUUCCAAAGGCGGCCAGAUCCGGCUGUACGAGUCGCUGUACACGCGCUACUCGCGGCUGCAGUUCUCCGACAUCCGCGACAGGCCCAUCGCCAUUGCCGGGCUGGAGCAGCGUCUCGUCCGCGCCUUCAACACGGAGGGGGGAUACGGUGUCUUCGAGCGCUACUUUGGGCGGGGCCUGCUGUGGCGGCGAGACCCGGACGACCUGCAGACGGCCUUGGAGAGAAUCGACUUCUCGCCUACACAUCGGCAGCAGCAGCAGCAGCAGCGGCUCCGCUCGUCCCUCGUGCCCUCCUGGUCUUGGAUGGCGUACAAAGGCUCCAUCACCUUCAUGGACCUGCCGUUCGAUGCCGUGCUCUGGGAGACGGACGACAUCAAAUCGCCCUGGUACUACCCCCCGCGUAACGGAUCGGGCAGGUCUUGGCUUUCCACCAGCUCCGACGGCGGCCAGUCCGAGCUCGUGGGGGUGGCGAGAGACUUUGUUGAACUUGUUCGUGACGACGGGCGUAUCGUCUACGACGGAGGCGAGAGGCCGCGGGAUGUAGCGCUCAAGUGCGUCGUGGUCGGGAGGCGCAAGUCGGAGGUGGCGGCCGAGUCCUACGUCCUUAUCGUUGCCCCAAAGUCUCAUGGCAAAGGUGAUGCCGCAUACGAGCGAGUGGGUGUCGGGGCUAUUCCCGGGAGUUGGAUUGUGACGGGUCAACCUGGGCUGGAGGUCCGGAUUGUAUAGAAGACGUGAACAACAUUACUUGUACUACUGAGCCAAGAGUUACCAAAAUUCUAGUCCAG
Messenger RNA from Colletotrichum destructivum, 1709 nucleotides. Its product is annotated as Putative heterokaryon incompatibility. The transcript is spliced from 2 exons. NCBI's taxonomy places the organism in Eukaryota, Fungi, Ascomycota, Sordariomycetes, Glomerellales, Glomerellaceae. The coding region runs from base 10 to 1650 and encodes 546 amino acids. The record is from RefSeq and is a predicted model, not a curated record.